UCUGGCUCUCGGUGAAAGAUGACGGCGGUGUAAGGACCGAUAACUGAAGAUUGCAAAGGAACGAAACUGAGAACGAAUUUAGGGAGCAAGCGCUGCUUACGGAGACGUUAGGGCCCGUGAGGUCUAUAGGGACUGGGACUUGGAGCCGCUCGGGCCUGGGGGUCCUACCGCUUCGGAGAAGGCACCAUUCCCCUCCGGAAACUACAAAUCCCGUGAUGCACCGGGCUCGGCUGCAUGUUGGAAUUCGCUCUAGGGGUUCCGCUGUCGGGGGCAACCUCUUCUAAAACUUGGUCUCUACCUGUGCUACCUGUGUUCAUUCGCUUUAUGGUGGGAGGGGAGAAAAGAGCCUGGGAAAAGUGGCAGUAACCAUUAGUCCUGGAGUGUUCUGCCAUGUUGAAGCAAGCUGUGCUUAAGCUUAUCCGGGGGCCUUUGCACCAAGCCUCCUGGACAAAGUGGUGUCGGAGGGAACUUCGGCUGGAUCAUCCUGUACCUGUCACUCCACUUCACAAGGACAAUGCCCUUUCUGAGAAAAGGAGUGAGCUAAAGAGAUACUUGAAGGAUGAGAAGGGGAUCAGUGAGAAGCAGCUGAAUCAAGCCCCUGCCACCAAUCACUCUGUUGACCAUGAUGUGCCCACUGACGAAGAGAGCCUGGAUCCACAUCAAUAUUACAAGAUUCGAAGCCAGGCAGUCCAGCAGCUGAAGAUCAAUGGAGACAACCCCUACCCACACAAGUUCCAUGUGGACACCUCACUUACCCACUUUAUCCAGAAGUAUAAUCAUUUACAACCAGGUGACCACCUGACUGAUAUCACCUUGACAGUGGCAGGCCGUGUCCAUGCAAAACGGUCUGCAGGGAAAAAGCUCAUCUUUUAUGAUAUUCGAGGAGAGGGAGUCAAGCUGCAGGUCAAGGCCACGUCCAGGAAUUACAAAUCAGAAGAAGAAUUUUUUCACAUAAACAACAAACUUCGACGAGGAGACAUCAUCGGGGUUCAGGGGAAUCCAGGGAAGACCAAGAAGGGAGAGCUGAGCAUCAUUCCCCAUGAGAUCACGCUCCUCUCACCAUGUCUUCAUAUGCUGCCUCACCUUCAUUUUGGCCUCAAAGACAAGGAAACACGUUAUCGUCAGCGAUACUUAGACUUGAUCCUGAAUGACUUUGUGAGACAGAAGUUCAUCACCCGCUCCAAGAUCAUUACCUACAUAAGGAGCUUCCUAGAUGAGUUGGGCUUCCUGGAGAUUGAAACUCCUAUGAUGAACUUCAUCCCGGGGGGAGCUGCUGCCAAGCCCUUUGUCACCUAUCACAAGGAGCUGGACAUGAACUUGUUUAUGAGGAUCGCCCCAGAGCUGUAUCACAAGAUGCUGGUAGUUGGUGGCAUUGACCGGGUUUAUGAAAUUGGACGUCAGUUCAGGAAUGAAGGAAUUGAUUUGACUCACAAUCCUGAAUUCACAACCUGUGAGUUCUACAUGGCAUAUGCAGACUACCAUGAUCUCAUGGAGAUCACUGAGAAGAUGAUUUCAGGAAUGGUGAAGAACAUUACAGGAAGUUACAAGGUUACCUAUCACCCAGAUGGCCCAGAGGGCCAGGCCUACCAUAUUGACUUCACACCACCCUUCCGGAGAAUCAGCAUGGUGGAAGAGCUUGAGAAAGCUCUGGGCAUGAAGCUUCCUGAGACCAGUCUUUUUGAAACAGAAGAAACUCGUAAGAUUCUUGAUGACAUCUGUGUGGAGAGAGGUGUGGAGUGUCCCCCUCCCCGAACUACAGCAAGGCUUCUUGACAAGCUUGUAGGUGAGUUCCUGGAAGUGACCUGCAUCAACCCCACCUUCAUCUGUGACCACCCACAGAUAAUGAGCCCACUGGCCAAAUGGCAUCGCUCCAAGGACGGCCUCACUGAGCGCUUUGAACUCUUUGUGAUGAAGAAGGAAGUGUGCAACGCCUAUACUGAGCUGAACGACCCUGUGCGGCAGCGGCAGCUUUUUGAAGAGCAGGCCAAGGCCAAAGCUGCAGGUGAUGAUGAGGCCAUGAUGACGGAUGACAACUUCUGCACUGCCCUAGAGUAUGGGCUCCCGCCAACGGCCGGCUGGGGGAUGGGCAUUGACCGACUCACUAUGUUUCUUACAGACUCCAAUAACAUUAAGGAGGUUCUUCUCUUUCCUGCCAUGAAACCAGAAAACAAGAAGGAGAAUCCAGCAAACGCUGGUUUACCAGAAGGCCCAUCAAUUGUUGCCUCCAGCUAGAGUAUCACCCAUGAGAUUUCACUAUCUUUUCUGACCUCGGAAAGACAAUUCAGGGCCAAAAGGGACCGCAUACAGUUCACCCACCAAAUGUGUAUUAAGUAUGUGGGAUGUGCCAGGCAUUGUGCUGAGUGCUAGGGCCUACAAGGGCAAGAAUGAAGCAGACCCUUUCCUCCAGGAGAAGAUCCAAGGUCCCACUCUGCAGGCUGAGGAGGCGCCCUGAGGAUGGCUUUCUGCAUCCCCCUCCCCAUAAGUCCUAUUGGUCUUUUGCUGCGCUACUUCAUUUCCCCCUAACCUUGGGAUGCCCCUGUUCCAGCCAAAUCAGUUCUUUCUUGGCACAGCUGCUUUCUCAGACUCACGCAGGACCCAGUGCGACAGUGAUCAGAAAGUGGUCCUUUUUCUAUAAAGAGCCGUGAUUGGGAGUGAAAUAAUGCUUUUUCAAGAUGCAAGAAAGCCCAGAACAUCCAACAGGAGGUGUGGCACGGUAGAGAGAUGAUGGCAUUUGAAGCCUGGCUGUGGAUGCCCAGUCUGCUCCUUACCAUGGGGCAGCCUCAGGUAAGUAACUCCACUCUCUGCACCUCACGGUCCUUGGCUGAGAAAUGGCAGGAUUGUCUUCAAGCGUCCAUUCCAAUGCCAUCCAGUUUACUUCAACAAGAAGCUCUUGAGCGGCUAUUUCAUGCUCUGUGCUCGGUGCUAGGGUGGUGCAGAGGCUCCUAAGUUCUCUGGGAUGAAGGGUGCUAGUCCCAGAAGAAGAAUAUGCUGAUCAGAUUCAAUCUACUUCAUAUUCAGUCUGGCCCGCUUGUCAAAUGCUCUUAAGAGUCUGCCCAAUAUGGCAAAUCCUUAGUAAACUUUGUUUAAAAAAGAGAAAAAGAAUAACACACCAUCUGAAAAGGCUGAGAUUUGAAAUAGUUGGGGCCGCGGCUUAAUGGGUGGAUUGCUGACCUUAGAAUCAGAAAGACCCUAAUGUGAAUCCUGCCUUCCACACUUAGGCAAGUCACCUGUCCUCUCUGAUUCUUAAUUUCCACCUAUGUAAAUGGGGAUAAUAAUAGCUUCCGUCUCACAGAAGUGUAAGGAUCAUACAUGACAAUAUAGUUAAAGUGGUUUGCAAACUUUAAAAUGCCAUAGACGUGUUAGCUGUUGUUAUUUGUAAGAAGGAGGCUAUAGCCUGAAAUACAAAAAAAUGAAUUCUUCCUUUGUAUAAAACAGAAGAUUACGAGAACACUUGCAUUUUCUAGAGUGAAGGAUAGUUCCCCAAAUAUACUAUACCAUAUGAAUAGCAGAUAUAACCUAGAUGCAGAAGAAAGCUAUGGUUUUGGAAUGAACCAAAACGUGCAGUUACACACUGGAGACAAGGUUGAGGGGGCAUUUGGGAAAAAGUGCUGGGCCAGUAGGAACUCUACAUCCCCUGCUCGUCACUAGGACCUAGCGCAUAGAAGCCCAGUUAUUUCUUGUUUCUGUGAGUUCAGAGAGGGCAGAAGGUGGGUGAAAAAAGGAAGAGGGACCUAGUACCCUCUGGCCGUGUUAUCACUGUGGCUCACAAUUGGAGUCUCAUUCUUUUAAAUAUCUAUGUGCAUAUCUCUGCCUAUUUUAAGAGGCAGAAUGACACAGUGGAUAGAUAACUGGCCUCAAAUUCAGUCUACAUCAUUUUCCAAGGGAUGGUCAAACUGAGGGAUGCAGAGCAGAAGGAAUUCUCUCUGAUGUAUCUAGUCAGCCACAUCUCUCAGCUCCUGAUCUCCAGCAGUCAGCCUCUGCCCCUGGUCAGCAGACAGUGAGCUUGGGUGUGAGGUGCCCUGGGAUCUUUUGCUGUCUUGUCCAGUUGUUAGUCAUCCCCUAACAAACACCAUCCCUGGCUUACCUUCAGCAUUUACCUUAUCCUACAUCUGUGCUGUUGAACCCUUCUAGAGAAAGUGCCACAACCUUGCUGAAUGAAUUCAUUACAGAUAUAUGGUACCGAAUCAACACUAGGUUCUCACUGCUUCACAACAACACUUUUACAAAUUGACCUCAUCACACUCUACACAGGUGGAUAGAGCACUGGACCUGAGUCCGGAAGACCCACAUUCAAAUGUGGCCUUGGACACUUCCUAGCUGUGUGACCCUGGAUAAGUCUCCUCUCUUUGCCAAGAGCAUCUGCCUCCCAGGGUUGUUGGGAGGAUCAAAGGAGAAAACAUUUGUAAAGCGCUUUGCAAACAUUUUAGGGCUGUAUAAAUGCUGCCUAGUAUUCUAGGCCUCUUUUCUGCCACCCUCCCCCCAGCCUGCCUUGGCCAUAAUAACCUGAAGCAAAAUGGCCAUCUUUUCAGCAGUCUCCCCUCUCCCAAGCCAUUGAGAACUGGAGGAACUUGAAGCAGGGAAGGCCCCAGUUCAUUAGCCUCCUCCGUCCUCCUGCAUCCCAAAGUGAAGGUUGUAGGAAGCUAAAGAGUAAACUUAGGGUGUGAACACAGCCUGAGAUGGAGUUGAUUCCUUAACAACUUUUUUAGGAACAUGUUAGUUCAUAAAGUGGGGCAUACUUGAAUUUUGUUAUCUUUUGAUUUCUUGUAAAAAAUGUUAAGAGAAAACAAUUAGGUUUCAAAAAAUAAAUGCUUGGUACAUAUGGA
This is a messenger RNA of Trichosurus vulpecula (common brushtail), 4823 nucleotides long. Its product is annotated as lysine--tRNA ligase-like. The record is from RefSeq and is a predicted model, not a curated record. Bases 391 to 2232 code for a protein of 613 amino acids. Gene Ontology annotation, molecular function: ATP binding; tRNA binding; lysine-tRNA ligase activity. Gene Ontology annotation, biological process: lysyl-tRNA aminoacylation; basophil activation involved in immune response; diadenosine tetraphosphate biosynthetic process. Lineage: Eukaryota; Metazoa; Chordata; Mammalia; Diprotodontia; Phalangeridae. The transcript is spliced from 15 exons. Gene Ontology annotation, cellular component: cytosol; aminoacyl-tRNA synthetase multienzyme complex; nucleus.